AUGAUUGAUUUUAUAAAGGAAACAGGCGAUAUUCUCAUUACAAAAUAAAUGUCCAUGAGCUCAUUUCAAUAGAAUAGCGAAUCGAGCCCAAAAAAUCUAUUGGGUACCCACAAAUAAUUUCGCUUUCCAACAAUAUCUAAUGCAUUAUUGAAAUCAGCCAUUGAAGCCAAUUACUUAGAGGCUGACCAAAAAAAUUAUAUCAUUCGAAAUCCAAAUUAAUUAACUGUGUUUAGAAUGCACUUUGACACAAAUUCGCCUCGAACUCAAACUGCAAUGGAAAUGCUUAAGUUGCAUGUCGAAGAUCUUUAAGUGAAAGAUUAUGAGGAAUUUUAUCAAAAACGACAAGAUCCACUUCAGAACCUAAUAUCAUAUUUGCAAUAUGUAACCAACAAAUACAAAAUAUUGAAUGAUAUCCUAAAAAAAAGGAAUUAGAUCAAACACAUCCAAUCUCAAGUCUCUAAGUAAAUGAACUCUAAAAACAUUAAGUUUAAGGAUGAAUCAAUAUCAUUGGAAUAAAACGAAACGAAAAAGUAUAUCUAUGAGGAGGGACAUUCAACUAUUUUAAGUGCAACCCAAAAGAAAGAGCUUUUUGAUAAGAAAUUGAUUAAAGCAUCAGAGAAUUACAAUAAGUUUCUCAAUUUAGUCCACGAUCAAAUUAAUAAAUAAGAUGAGUAUUACAGUAAGACUGCUCCAGAAAUGUAUUAAAAAGCUGAGAGAUUGAAAUAAAAGCAAUUGGAAUUAGUGAAAAAGAAGUUGAAAAAUAAUCAUCUUAAGGUAGAUCAGAUUUGUCAAAAGGCGAAAUAGGAAGAAUAAACUCAAUAUCUAGAACACUAAAAGAUGGUUUAAGAGUUGGAGAAAGAUCAUAAUCUUCAUUAAGAAAGAAAAUAGAAAUAAUUGCAAUAGGCAUAGGAGGAAUUGUUGGAGCAAUUAAGAAAGAAGGAGGAGAAGGAAAGAGAUAGAUAGUUAAAGAGAUAAAUGCAAAUGAAUUUAGAGCAGAGCAUGAUAGAUUAGGUGAUGGAUUCAAUUAAGAAGAAGUCUGAUUAUAUGAGUGAUUAUUUACAUAAAAAGUAAGAGGAAGAUAAGAAAAGGCAUUAAUAAAAUUUGAAGAUAUUCGAGAAGAAAUAAAAGAAAUUAUAGGAGUCGUAUAUGCAGAAGGAAAAUUAAAAUGUUUAAAAUUAUUUCAGCAAAUCAACUUAAAGACAAAUUUAAAUAAAUAAGCAUGAAAUCUCUUAAUUGAAAUAGUAGAAGAGUUUAUCUUUAAAGAACAGUAGAAUAAUGAAGAGGAUUGAAUAAUUUUAGGAGUCUUUGGAUUAAAAGAGAUUUGAAGAGUUGAAUUCUAAAUUGUAGGAAACAGAUGUCAAGUUAGAGGGAGGAUUAAAAAGACAUUAAUCUCUAUUGGAUUUAAGAAAAAAUAAUUUGUCAUAGAAGAACGAACACAGAUUCAAAUUGGCAAAAUAAAAAUAAAUGGAAAAUAUGUUAGAAAAAAUACAUAAACAAAAUAAAAUUUUAUAAAAAAAUCUCGAAAUUACUUAGAAAAAUGAAAAAUUAAAAUAAGAAUAAGAAUUUUUAGAGAAAUAUAAAAAAGAAUAAUUAUAAGAUCAUGUUAUUUAGAGAAACAUUUUGACUUAAAAAUUAUCAUCUUGA
Paramecium tetraurelia is the source of this 1644-nucleotide messenger RNA. RefSeq lists its product as uncharacterized. The record is from RefSeq and is a predicted model, not a curated record. NCBI's taxonomy places the organism in Eukaryota, Ciliophora, Oligohymenophorea, Peniculida, Parameciidae. The transcript is spliced from 4 exons.